AUGGAGAUUCAACCUGAUACAUCCCAACCAGAAGUCAAGCAGAUUGGAGAUCAUGACUCAGGUGACUAUCUCAAUCAAUUUCAUGGCUUUUGGUUGACCCCCAUCAACCUCCAAGCAACCGAAGAACUGCUUGAACAAUUCAAACCAAUUUCUAACGAUGUCAUCUUAGCCUCUUUCCCUAAGACCGGCACCACAUGGCUCAAAUCUCUCCUCUAUGCCAUUGUCAACCGCUCCUCAAUCGAUCAAUUGACGAGAAACCACCCCCACGUACUUGUGCCACAACUUGAGCUACAAGUUUACGGACCACGCGCGAUUUCUCCUCCUCCUUUUCCCGCUCCUGACACUUCGCCAUUUAACAGGAUAUUCAGCACCCAUCUUCCAUACCAAAUCAUCGGCGAAACAAUCGACUCUUCAGAUUGUCGUGUCGUUUACAUUGGGAGAAAUCCGAAGGACACUCUUGUGUCCGUUUGGCAUUUUGUCAAUUCAAUGGAAAAGUUCAAAACAACCCAAUGGCCGUUAGAGAAAGCUGUGGACAGCUUUUGUAAAGGGUACGUUUCUUUUGGACCUUAUUAUGACCACGUGUUGGGGUACCAAAAACAGAGCGUGGAGAGACCUAAGAAAUUCUUUUUUACUACUUAUGCGGAACUUAAGAGUGAUCCAAAGACUCACGUCAAGAAAUUGGCCGAGUUCUUGGGGUGUCCCUUUGACAACCAAGAGCAAGUGGAGGAGGUGGUGAGGAGUUGUAGUAUCGAGACUUUGAGAAAUCAUGACGUGAACAAGUCAAGCGAUAUCUUCUAUUACUUUCCAUAUAAUUCCUACUUCCGAAAAGGGCAAGUUGGGGAUCACAAAAAUUACCUAACCAAUGACAUGAUUGACCGCAUCGAUACAAUUACUAACGAGAAAUUUCAAGGGUGGAUCUUCAAGCACGAGGCAGAUUCAUUUUGA
Rhododendron vialii is the source of this 945-nucleotide messenger RNA. RefSeq names its product cytosolic sulfotransferase 5-like. Gene Ontology annotation, biological process: sulfation. The transcript has a single exon. Gene Ontology annotation, cellular component: cytoplasm. The coding region runs from base 1 to 945 and encodes 314 amino acids. The record is from RefSeq and is a predicted model, not a curated record. NCBI's taxonomy places the organism in Eukaryota, Viridiplantae, Streptophyta, Magnoliopsida, Ericales, Ericaceae. Gene Ontology annotation, molecular function: sulfotransferase activity.